AUGCAGCAGAAGGGCAUCGCCCCAGACGCCCAGGCUGUCAGUGCUCUUCUAUCGGCGGCGUGUGUGGCGGAGGAUGUGGCGGCGGGUGAGUUUGUGCACGGUAUCAUGAAGGAGAAUAAUAUCAAAGCCAACUUAGUGUUAUACACGCAGCUGAUUCGGCUGUAUACUGACGAUUACCCGAAGGUGGUGCAGACCCUACAUGAGAUGAGCGCGAAG
This is a messenger RNA of Sphaeroforma arctica JP610, 216 nucleotides long. RefSeq lists its product as hypothetical. The record is from RefSeq and is a predicted model, not a curated record. Gene Ontology annotation, molecular function: protein binding. The annotation marks the transcript as partial. NCBI's taxonomy places the organism in Eukaryota, Ichthyosporea, Ichthyophonida. The transcript has a single exon.